AAUGUCGCAGAAUAAUUUCAUCUCUUCUGGAGAUUUUCAAUACACCCCAUCCAAUAAUUUAACAACUUUGCAAAAUGUUUACGCUUCUGAAACCAACAGCCUUCAAACUCUUGUACUAGAUUUACAUGGCGAGAUUAAAUCUUUUAAGUCUGAAAUUUCGAGCUUAAAAGAAGAAAUUAAAGAAUUGAAGGAUGGAAAUAAGCGAGCAUUUACCAAACUAACAGAGGAGGUCAUAGCUGUUAAGCUAGAAAACAGAAGGCACCACAAUGACAUCACAUCAAUCGAUGAAUUUGAAGAUUUACAAAAACUUCCUUUGGCCGUUAUUGCUGAUUUAGAAAAAUUGGAUGGCUAGAUACAACACAAUGAAGGCACUCUUAAGCAAUUUAAAGAAUUCAUAGCAAAAACAGGCGGUGACGGACCCGCAAAAUUUCUAAGAACCGCCGUCCGAAAAGUAUUUUGUGACGAAUUGGCUUCUGCUUACAGCUGGAAGGGGACCAGCACUAAGCCAAGCGCCGAAAAGUGCUUUCUAAUAACAACUGUUAAAAGUAGGCACAGUGUAGCACAAAAUUAUCGGCACAGGGAAUUUUUCACAAUGUGUGGAAAAUUUUAGUUUUGGUUGUUUU
Molecule: messenger RNA, 623 nt
Organism: Rhagoletis pomonella (apple maggot)
Lineage: Eukaryota; Metazoa; Arthropoda; Insecta; Diptera; Tephritidae
Exons: 3
Coding region: 2-352 (116 amino acids)
Source: RefSeq, a predicted model, not a curated record